CUUUGUAUAGCAGUGUAAGACUAAAACAUCGGAGCAUGGAGAAAUACGAUUUCAGUGGAAACAUUGGUGCCUGCAGCGCCAUUGAAUCUCUUUUACAGAUUAGCGAGACUGAUUUCGGCAAUGAUGCUUCUGCAAACAAUAUAAUGCACGACGCACAAUUUGAGAUUCCUAUUUCUGAAAUCAUGAUGGACGGAUUUUGUCAAGAGCUGGAGAAUUCCUCUGAGAAUAAUAGGAUUCGGGAGCCGCAGCACAGUGCUUUCAGCGCCUACAUAAAACCUCAAUUGAACGCCCGCGUUGCGGAUUCUUCCGGCGUAUCCUCUGAGAAUCUGCACAAAAGAUGUUUGAGAUUUCUGAGAGAAAACGAUCAAGAUAGAAAGGUAGGCGUCCAGAGAUCACACCGAACGGCUCCUGCUGUUGCUCGCAACAAUAAUGAAGAGUUGAAGGAGAAAAAGAAGGAUAAAGCUAAAUCGGCAUUUCAGCACAUGAUUGCAGAGCGCAAUAGGAGAGUCAAAUUGAACCAGCAUUUCCAGAAUCUUUACUAUCUUCUUCCAAGAAAUUGCAAGAAAGAUAAGCAUUCAAUAUUGGCGAAUGCCACAUAUUAUUUGAAAGAACUAAAGCUUCGUGUAUGCGAGCUGCAACAAAGGAGUGAAAGCGUGGACGAAUUGAUUCCGAGGAAUUUCUCAAAUAGUAGUGAAGAAGUAAGCGUCAGGUUCGAGUCCCACGACAAUCCAUUCAAUUCAGGCAGCCUAUUACUUUACCGCAGCGACGAUGUGAUUUUGGAGCAAUGUGAUGACAUCCCCUGCGAAGUUAAAAUUAAAAUUAAUGUGGAAACGAAAAUGGUUUCUUGCUCAGCAAGUCUACUUCUUAGAGUGAUAGAGCUGUUGAGAGCAUGGCAGUUGGAGAUCCUUUCGGUUUCACAUAAAAAGGGUUCUGGAUUUCAGGCUACUUUUGUAGUAUUACCAAAGGGUGAGGACUGGGAUAUUUCCCACUGGCAAACUUUCGGGAGUUUAGUCAGUCGGACUCUCAGUGGAUGAUAAUAUAAGGUGCAAUGGAAGUUCCUAUUUUCAACCAAUCUAGCCGAUAAGCAUUUGACAACUAUCAAAAUCGCCUAUAAUCUGGUUCUGAAAUCUGAUUUUUCCAAGAAGCGACGAUUUACUUACAAAUUUCCAAAUUGUGAGGGAAUCGACUGACCAAACUAGUGAACACCAAAGUGUCACUUGUAAAUUGCACAUUGAUAUGAAGACAAGUUUUGAGUAAUAUAAGAAUUAUUUUAUUAUUAGUUUCUGUGAAACUGCCUUGCCGCCUUUGAGGUUAAUUAUAUGUGUGUCAGACGAAUAAUGAUUUGCGCUUUUC
Molecule: messenger RNA, 1353 nt
Organism: Cryptomeria japonica (Japanese cedar)
Lineage: Eukaryota; Viridiplantae; Streptophyta; Pinopsida; Cupressales; Cupressaceae
Product: transcription factor bHLH67
Exons: 3
Coding region: 36-1034 (332 amino acids)
Molecular function (GO): protein dimerization activity
Source: RefSeq, a predicted model, not a curated record